AAAGAGUACCAAGAGCAUUUACUGAAAAAACAGUAAAAGAACAAGAGAAGAUUGCACUACAAGUAUCAGAUUACUACAGUUACUUUAAAGCAAUGCUAAAAGGAAUCUGUAACCACUUUGAUACAGAAAAUGCUAGUAACAAUUAUAUUCCCAACCCAAUAGGACAUAUUUUGCAUAAAAUAUUAUUUAGUAUUCUCUCAGAACAUUUAGAUCGAAGACAAUUUUUGACACCUCAAGUGUAUAGACAUAAUAAAGAAGAAUCAGCACAAACUGAAAUACAAGGAAGAGAUAUUGAACAAGUAUAUAAUAUUGGAACACCAUAUACACUUUGGAGAUUUCUAUAUAAAUACUUCACAAAAAGAGAAGAAAACAAAAAUGAAAAUACAACAUGA
Messenger RNA from Racocetra persica, 392 nucleotides. Lineage: Eukaryota; Fungi; Glomeromycota; Glomeromycetes; Diversisporales; Gigasporaceae. The record is from the annotation of a GenBank genome assembly.